Molecule: messenger RNA, 4795 nt
Organism: Ostrinia furnacalis (Asian corn borer)
Lineage: Eukaryota; Metazoa; Arthropoda; Insecta; Lepidoptera; Crambidae
Gene: Pi3K21B
Product: phosphatidylinositol 3-kinase regulatory subunit alpha
Exons: 4
Coding region: 534-1748 (404 amino acids)
Biological process (GO): insulin receptor signaling pathway; phosphatidylinositol phosphate biosynthetic process
Cellular component (GO): phosphatidylinositol 3-kinase complex
Molecular function (GO): 1-phosphatidylinositol-3-kinase regulator activity
Source: RefSeq, a predicted model, not a curated record
UCAGUGGACAACACUAGUUCAUCCAUGGCGGAAUGGUGCUUGGCAUUGUAAAAUGCUGUAAAAGCUAUGUUUUUUAUAAUAACUGUGAAAAUGUGUCACUAAUCAACGUAUUUUCUCUUGUUUUAAUGUUAUAUUUUAGAAAUAUCAAGUUUGGGUUAUGUCUAUUCGGAAAGUACGAAGAACUAAGUGCCAUAGCAACUAUCUUCAAACUCGCCCAUUUCCUUUGUGAUCUAGAUACCUCUUUUUAAAGUGUUGGUUAACAUAGUCAGUGAUAAUUUUAUGGUGUAAUUUGUGAUUUAUUGAACAUUUAAUAAUUUCAAUUCGUUGCGUUGUGAAGUUAUCGUCUUCGAAUGCACAGUAGGAUCAUAGAAAUGCUUUAACCUCAAAGGCGGAAGCGUAUUACUAGCCGCUCGGAUUGUACAACCUUGGAGAUCAAAAUUUUAGUUUACCCUGUUCAUACACUUGCUGAAGAUAAAUUAAAAGUAGAAUUAAAACAAAUAGACGUGUCAAAGUGAAUUGACAAUGAAUUAAUAAUGGUCGAAAUAGGCGCUCCGCAACAAUCAGCUGACGAGAGCUUGGAGAACGCAGAAUGGUAUUGGGGCGACAUCACCCGGGAUGAGGCCACAGAAAAGCUCCGUGACACAUGUGAUGGCACAUAUCUAGUCCGCAAUGCUUCUAAUAAAGACAGUGGAUAUACACUAACGGUUAGGAAAGGCGGCACCAACAAAUUGAUUAAAAUAUACAAUCAAGAUGGCCGUUAUGGAUUCUGUGAGCCCUAUGAGUUCACCUCCGUGGUGGACUUGGUCAGGUUCUACACAGAGUAUUCACUUGGACACUGCAACAACAGUUUGGAUAUUAAACUUAUGUACCCUUUAUCAAGACUACAAGAAAAUGAUGGGGGUGAAAAUGAUGAAACUUUGGAAACAAGAUAUAAAGAGAUACAUAAAGAAUAUGUACUCAAAACUAGGAAUUUUGGAGAAAGAUCUUACAAAUAUAUGAGGCUCAGGGAAGAGGUUAAAUACAAAAGACAAGCCCUCGAUGCCUUCAAAGAAGCUAUCAAAAAAUGUGAGGAACAUUUAAAAUUACAAGAAAAAAUGAUAUCUGAAGCUCAACCUCAUGAAAAGAAUGGUCUUAGUGAAAAUUAUGAUCAAUUAACAUUAAGACUAAACAGCUUGAAACAGGCAAAACUGCAAUUAAAUAGCUUAUUGAGGGAAGCCGUUGAGUACAGCCUGUUACUAGAAAGAGAAACAACUAAACUCAAAUCUGAAGUGAUGCCUCUCUAUAGUACAAAAGAACGUUACAAAGUAUGGUUAAAAAGGCGAGGAAAAACUGAUGAAUAUUUGCAAGCUUUAGAAGACGACAACACACAUAAACAACAUAAAUUAGAAGAGUUAUAUGCCCAUCGAGAAUCAAUAAGUUGGAAAGUUGAGAAAUGUACACGGGAUAUGGCUGAACGUUUACUAGAAGGGAAACCUCAAGGAACCUUUUUGAUUCGCCCUAAUUCUACUGGUCAGCUGGCACUGUCCAUUUGUUGCAAUAACAUGGUUUAUCAUUGCAUUAUAUUUGAGACUGAACGAGGAUAUGGUUUUGCUGAGCCUUACAAUGUUUACAAAACCCUGAAUGAGCUUGUUUUGCAUUAUGCAGUUAACUCAUUAGAAGAGCAUAAUGACCACUUAAAGACAACAUUGAAGUAUCCUGUAAAUGCUCAUUUGGUGAAGAAACCUGAGAAGAAACAGCAAGCAGUAUAGGUAACUAUGCGGGAGUUAAGGUAAAUCAAUACAUGAACACAAAAUGGCAAAAAGAUAUGAUUGAGAGACUUAUUUAAUAAUUAUUUCACAACAAAUUAUUGGGUACAAAUGGCAUACCUUAAUUAAAGUGGGUUGUUUUUAUAAUUAAGUAAAAACAUACCAAUCAUAAAUUAAAUUGUAGUAUGGCCUUAACUCUUCUGCCACAACUAUACCAAUAAGCCAAAAACCAUGAGAAUUUGACAAAAUUGUCAGUAGUUUUGUAAUUAAGUCAUGUAUGUAUAUUUAUAUUUCAGGAAAUACUUGUUUUUGUCCUCUAUUCUGUGAAUAGAUUGACAAUGUGUGAAAUAUUAUUUGUAAACAUGUCCUAAAAUCUCAUGUACCCAAAUAUUUACGUAAAUCUAAACCACUAUGAAAGAGUUAUUGCAUAAAACGCACAAAUAAGUAUACCACCUGCUCCUAAACUAUUGUUUUAGGAAUAAAAAAACAGAAAUAUCAUUUGAAAGUUUUAUAAGAACGUGAACAUCAAGAUCUGUUUCAGCUAAAAUAUUACAAUAUUAUGGCAACGAAAAUAUCAUUUUUAAUGCGUCCAAAAUGCUUACGAUUUCAAUGUUGUAGAUUUUAGUGGAGUCAAUGAUGAUUGAUUUGGUACCUAUUUUAAGAAACCAGAUAUUGACGCCUGCAUAAUGUAUGUGAAUCUUCAGUAUGUAUUUUUAAGACAUGUUUUGAGUGUAUGGAUAGUGUUAGAGAACCUAACGAUGAUAUAAGUACUAGCUAGCUAGUAGGAUAUUGUGAAGUUUUGAAUACCAAAUGCAUUGAAUGUUGUUGGUAUUGUUAUUCAUACUGUCUUUAAUUUUGUUCAUAUAAUUGUGAUAGUAAUGUGAUAAAAUGCAUACACAAUAAUAAUUGUUUUAAAAUAACCCAGUUGUAGUUUGCCUUUAAAAAUUCAAUUUCUUGUUUUUUAUGAAAAGUUUAGUUGGAUAUCUGUUUUUUAGUUUCAAAGUAAUGAAGAUAAACGCCAUUAAAAUGUGAUCUUCCGUAAUUAAUUAUAUUACAUUUAUGUAAAAAUGUUUUGAAAAGGAUUGUGGCCUUGUCGGAUAAAAGAAUUCGAAAGUAAUUUUUAUGUAAGGAACUGAUAAAUUGAAUGAAAUGAAGAAUGAAGAUGGAUGUAUUUGGAGGUUUGAAUUAUGAAUUAAAAUGGAAAAAAAUUAAGAUUUUGCAAUAUUCUUGAAAUGAUGUGAUGGGAAGAACAAGAUUAAAUAAAACCUUGGAUUGUGGUUUGACCAAAACUAUUAUAUUGAAUGCAAACCUAAACACCUUCAUUGGUUUAGUGGCUUAUGUAUAAUAAUGUGUGUGCUAGUAAGUCUGUUACGAACUUUCAGGCAUGAAAAUAUUUUAGUAUAUGUAUGUACAUAAAAAGAGUUUAAUUAAUAUCAUUAUUAUGUUUUUGAUGUCAAGAAAAAUAAGAGAACAUAUUUAUAUUUACAUUAAGAUGAUGUUACUGAAUGCUUUCUCUAAUCUCUAUCUUUCUUUUUACUGUACUUAUGUGCAAUAUUAUAACAUUUGUAACAAUCAAAGUCUUUUGAAUUAAAACUGCUAUACUUGGUUUAUAAUAAGUGUGAAUUGAGACCAAUAAAAAUGCUUCAACAGUUUUAUCAAAAGACUGAUUACACCAUCUCUUUCAUCUCUUUGUUUUGGCACAUUCACAUUAAAACGAGGUAUUCUAAAAUGAAUGUGUUCUUGUCAAUUAAUGAGUUUCGUUUUAUAAGGGUAUGUAUUGAAGAAUGAAGAAUAUAGUAUUGUGAGAUUGCAAUUGUAAUACGUUAGGUAGGAAUAACAAAUUAAACUGAUGGUAUUAUUAACGUCUACCUUGAUAUCAAAUAAGCCUAAGUUAUUAAAUUGAUUGAUAGGAAGUGUAAUGCAGGCUCAAUAUCGAUUGUAUCGAUUGAUUCCUUAGUAGUUCCCACAAUAAAUAAAUAUUUCCCUAAUAGUAUCGUAUUCAUUCAGUACCAUUGAUUGACUUUAAUAGAAAAUAAUAGAAAUAGUAAAAAAAAACGUAUGUAUAUGUAAUCGCAUUUUCAGAAAAUAUUGUUUGUCACCUAAUGGAUAUUAUGUACCUAAUAAUAACCUUUGUGUUGAUUCUGAAAUAAGUAUAAUGCGUAUUCAUGAUACCAUCAUGGAUGCCUUAAUCGCUUUAUGUAAAAAAAACUGAUCUGAGAAAACAUGACCCUUUUUCAUUUUUGUCAUCUUGAAAUUCAAGAAGAAAAAGAAUUGACUUGAUACUUCAAAAAAAUUACGUAAAAUCUUUCUGUAUUUUCUAUUUUCAUUUAAAAUUUAAGGUCAGACACAACACAAUGUCUUCUUCAAAUAGAACGCAUUCUGGACGUCAAAGCGCUCUUGUUUACACUGUAUUAUACUGUUUGACACAGAAUGCGAACUGUAGAUCUCUGAUGCGCUAGAAAGGCUUUCUGUUUGAAGCUUUACAGUCGUUUUACGCAUAAUCUAAUAUAUCUUUCACUCUUACUGUUUUUUGCAAGAUUUUAUAAUUUGUAUACCAUUUCAAAUUAUUACUUUCUAUGUGGACCUAAUCGAUAUUAACUUUGAGAUCUGUUUGCUUUGAUAUAACAAUAAUACACUCCUACCUUCGACAUAUUUGGAUUGAUCCAGCUGUAUAAAAUUACUGUAGUUUGGUUUUGUAUGUCUUUAUAGCUGUAUACGUAUUCUAAAUAUUAAAAUUAUGGUGUAAGUUCUAAGAACAUAUUUAUGAACAGGAACAAUUUAUUUAAGUGAGAUUAUUGAAUCGGAGUUAUUUUUAUAUUCAAUUUGAUAUAAUGUAAUUAUUAUUUUCAGGUAUGAAUGUUUUCGAGUUAAUAACAAUUCAGUUAGGUACUUGAUAUCUUAUGAUCUCAACAAUGGUUUUAAUAUCUAAGCUUAUGCAAUAUUAUGGUUGUUGGAUAUCAAAAGUCAAUAGAAGCCAAAUCUGAAUGCAUAAGUUGAAGAUAAAAGACGAACUGUCGCCAUUUUAUAAAACAGUGUAACAGUAGUAUGUU